This is a messenger RNA of Penicillium lagena, 2373 nucleotides long. RefSeq lists its product as uncharacterized. Lineage: Eukaryota; Fungi; Ascomycota; Eurotiomycetes; Eurotiales; Aspergillaceae. The coding region runs from base 1 to 2373 and encodes 790 amino acids. The record is from RefSeq and is a predicted model, not a curated record. Gene Ontology annotation, biological process: transmembrane transport. The transcript has 18 exons. Gene Ontology annotation, molecular function: oligopeptide transmembrane transporter activity.
AUGGCCUCUCAUCCACCUACCAUCGACGGCAUGGAGCCGUGUGCACGGCCGGAAAUCUUGACUAACCACGACAAAGAAGCCAGCGAUAAGGUCCAAGAGUUACACAAGAUCAAAGAGUCGCACCAGUGGGAUCCGAACCUCCCCCAGGAAAAGAUCGAUGCAAUCAAUGAGGCAAUCAAGACCGAUGACCAGGAGAAAGCUGCCGAGUUGGACAAAUCUUUCCAAGAGGACUCCCCUUACGAGUCUGUGCGUGCAGCCGUGCGCAAUACGGACGGAGGGGAGGUUGCAAAUACAGUGCGCGCCUGGGUGCUUGGGAUGUUUUUCACGACUAUUGGGAGUGGGUUGAAUAUGUUCCUGAGCAUGCGGAGCCCUGCUAUCUCAUUUCCCUCCAUUGUGGUGCAGCUUCUUGUUUACCCAAUUGGUUGUUUAUGGGCUAAAGUAAUGCCAACGAGGACAUUCACCACUUUUGGGGUGAAAUGGACACUCAAUACAGGUCCUUUCACAAUUAAGGAGCAUACGGUCAUCACGAUCAUGGCAAACGUCUCAAUUGGGUACGCUUACUGCACGGAUGCCCUCUUGGCUCUCAAAGCCGAGCCUCUGUACAACCUAGAUAUUGGGUGGGGGUUUCAGCUCCUCUUUGCACUGAGCAGCCAGAUAAUCGGCAUCUCGCUGGCUGGCAUUUUCCGCCGCUUCCUCGUCUGGCCUGCUGCAAUUAUGUGGCCUGGGCAAUUUGCAAACACCUCUCUGUUCUAUGCCCUUCACGAUAAAAGUCGAUCGGACGCUAGCGAGACCAAUGGCUGGAGCAUUUCGCGCUAUCGAUACUUUUUGUAUGUGAUGUUAGGAGCAUUCGCCUGGUAUUGGGUACCUGGAGUCAUAUGGCAGGGAUUAUCAGUUUUUGCCUUUGUCACCUGGAUUCGGCCGAACAAUGUUGUUUUGAACCAGUUAUUUGGGGGCUUCACGGGACUUUCGCUAAUUCCCAUAACUUUUGAUUGGACUUAUGUUUCAGCAUACCUUUUGGACCCACUACUUGCACCUGCCCACGCAAUUGUCAACACUUUCAUUGGACUUAUGGUUUUUGUCAUCAUUACAACCAUUGGAAUCUCUUAUACUGGUGCCUUUUAUUCUGCCUAUCUUCCUAUCAACACCGCCGACACUUACGACAACACACAAGCGGUUUACAAUGUGUCCCGCAUCCUGGGACCUAACUUUAGCUUUGACGAAGCAAAAUACAAAAAUUAUUCGCCAAUGUUCCUCGCUCCGACAUUUUUAUUGAACUAUGGGCUCUCAUUCGCCGCUCUCAUAGCGGUUAUUGUUCAUAUAGUUCUCUUUCAUAGAAAGGAGAUUUGGCAUCGCCUUACUGCUUCUCGAAACCAAGAGCCCGAUAUCCAUCUAACACUGAUGAAGGAGUAUAAGGAGGCACCUGAAUGGUGGUAUUUGGUGCUGUUUUUGGUCUCCAUUGCAUUGGGACUGGGUGGUGUUCUAGGAUAUGAUUCACAGCUCCCUUGGUGGGGCUUCUUUGUGUCAAUUAUCAUUGCUCUGGUUCCCACUUGCAUGAUUCUGGGGAUUAGCAACAUCCAACUGUGUAUUGCUCCUUCUGCAUCCAAUUUUCUCGAUAUCCAACUAACAUUUGCAGCUAUCAAUGUUAUUUCUCCAUUUCUGGCUGGAUAUAUGAUUCCAGGAAAGCCCAUAGCCGUUAUGGUGUUCAAAGUCUUUAGCACCAUUACGCUCGGGCAAGCCCAAAUCUACUGUUCAGAUCUCAAGCUCGCCCACUAUAUGAAAGUGCCACCCCGUAUUACUUUCUGGUGCCAAGUUAUUCCAACCAUCUGGGCAUGUUUCGUUCAGAUAGCUGUCAUGAAUUGGACUUUGGGUAAUAUCGACCAAGUCUGCACCCCUGACCAAUCCGCUCAUUUUACCUGUCCCAAUGGUAGAGCAUUUUUCUCCAACAGCAUUACAUGGGGAGUCAUUGGCCCGCAGCGCAUGUUUGGUCCGGGCGCUAUAUACAACAAGGUCCAAUGGUUCUGGUUGCUCGGAGCUCUCCUCCCGGUAGCCUUCUACAUUCUCAUGCGAGUCUUCCCGAGAUCAAAGGCCAGGCUUCUCAACGCACCUGUGAUGCUUGGAGCGAUGUCCUGGUUGCCUCCAGCCACACCAAUCAGCUACUUCUCAUGGGUUAUGUUCGGUCUCCUUUUUAACUACUACAUUCGGAACAGGUGGAGCGGCUGGUGGCAUAACUACAACUAUAUCACAGCUGCAGGCCUUGACACUGGUCUCAUUCUAUCUACCAUUGUUAUCUUUUUUGUUAUCACCUUCCCCGGUGUGAGCGUUCCAAACUGGUGGGGCAAUACAGCUCCAUUUGAGACAAUGGUAAGUGUCUAA